GCCGCAAAGCGAAAACAUUGGACAGCAGUGAGGAGCAGCCCCCUUUCCUGUCCACCCCAAAAAAGCUCCCCUCUUGAUGCAGUGUUUUUGAUGUCCAUAUCACCAGAACUUUGAAAUCAACCUUAUCCACAUAAAUGAAGCCUCAUGCAGCCUUACUUUCAGCCACAGUUAUGUUCCUGCAGAGCAUGCGCUUAAUCGCUCAAUCUGAAACCUAGGAGAAAAGAACCCGCAAAGUCUUUUGCAAUGGACAACCUCAUAGAUUUUGAGAUGCCCUCUGAGGCUACAACUCUUAAUGUGGCAAGAGAAACCCCCCCUGGCUAUUCAGACUUUUUGUCCCCAGGGCACCCGUCCUCCAGAUUUCCUCAGAAACCCUUAUUACCUGAGACCAUAGCACCCACAAAGUCAAGCUCACAUCACCAUCAUGAAGAUGAAGAGGAAAACCAAAGCAAUGCAACAGAGUCUGCAGACAGUGAGCACGACAUGGACCCACCCUCAACUAUGUGGGAGCUGAGACGGUCUUCAUCCUCAUCUGUUCAGAGUAGUGAGGAGACUGAUGCUGAGGUCUUAGAGAGAAGGGAGUUCAUGAAGACAUAUGUGGAGAAAGUGUUUCAUGGAAGGCAGGACUUGGACCAAGAAGAGAGAGCUCGUUUCGGAGAGCUAUGCACUGGCGAGAAUGGCAAAGGCAGGGAAUGGUUUGGUAAAUACGUUAGUGCACAGCGCUGCCACUCCAAAUGUGUGAGUGAAGCUACCUUCUACCGACUGGUGCAGUCAUUUGCGGUCGUGCUGUUUGAAUGUUACCAAAUGGAUGACUACAACCCAGCCAAAAACCUCAUGACUAUGUGCUUUACGUACUACUAUAGUGGAAAGUCCCAGCCGUCUCCUUCUGAGCUGCUUGAUCGAGGUGGUCCUCCAGCUAGUAUGGACUCAUACUUAAACAAGGCCAACUCCUGGCUCUCUGGUAAGAAGGAUGCUGCUGAGCGCCUCCUUAAAAACUCAUCGAAGACUGAUGUCAAAGGAUUUUUUGGAGGCCUAGAAAGCAAACUUAGAAGCUCAAUAACUCAGAAGACAGAGGAUGGUGAAAAUUCAGUUGAGACCAAACCCAACUCACCAGUGUCCGAGGCACCAGAGGAAAAAAAGGGAGAAAAAGUUUACCUGUACACCCACCUGAAGCAGCAACCCAUCUGGCACGCAUUGCGAUUUUGGAACGCCGCAUUCUUUGAUGCAGUUCAUUGUGAGAGGAAAAAGAGGUCACCAACAACAAGGGGAACGCAAGAUGGAGAGAAAGAUAAGAGGGAAAAGUGGUGUCACAUGACCCAGGAGGAAAGGGACGACACCUCCAAAAUGGAUGAGAAUAUUGCCUUUGGCCAGCUGGGGACAUUUACUCACAACAUGCUGGCAUUUGGGCUCAGUAAAAGAUUGUGCAAUGAUUUUUUGAAAAAGCAGGCUGUCAUUGGAAACCUGAAUAAAGAACAGUACAAGUUGUUAAGCGACCAUAUUGAGAAAAUGGCAACAGAGUGAGUGUCAGGACAACAUGCUGAGUUUCAAAGUCUGCGGUCGUCGCAUGAGCCAUGCCUAAUCAAUGUCAACUGGAAUUUUAAAACACAUUACUGUAGUGAACUACUGUAUAUCAUAGUUGUAGCAAAGCCUGUCCGUCCAGUUUGGUUGUGCUCUCCUAAGCACACCCUGCAUCAGCAAUAAUCAGCUGGUUCAGCUUCAAUGUAUAGUGUAACAAGUCUGUGUGUACCAGGAACCUGAAAAUCCUAUCUGCUUCUGUGUUGUAACUAUACAGCUCAGUAUAGGUUUAGUAUACAGUGCAAUGACCUCGAAUAACUGUUUUCAUCUGAUACUACCAAUGAUUGAGUAUAUUUUUCCCAUUACGAGCUCUCCAUAACAUUUACAAGUUCAGGGAUUGCUUUGACAAAAAUAAUGCAUCUAACUGUCUGAGUAGCAUUUAAAGUAGAGAAAAGUUUGGUCUGAAAACUGUCCCUCCGUUCAUACAAAUAGGGACAUUUAUGAUUGAAGUGUGCCAAUUUUAAAAAUUAAUGACAUUAAAAUGGAUCUAUGGCCACUGUAAAGAUAGCAUAAAGACUGUUCAGUUCAAUCAUCUAGUUGUUACAAAUUGUCUGACUGCAUUAGUUACAAAGUGAGAUCUGACCGUUACAACAGUUGGGCUUAAGUUACUAGUCUAGUAAAACUGCACUGUGUCAUUGUCGAUCAUCAUCAUGUUUAAGGAGUAAUAGUAUGAGAGGUCUUUUUUAAAAGAAAAUGUCAUAAUCUUUUCAGAACAAAGUUAUAAUUUUAUGAGAAUAAAGUGGUAAUAUUACAGAACAUAAAGGUGUGCCUGCAUUAGCAUGGGGAUCGCCAAGAAUGCUUUCAGUUUACACUUCAGAAUACAUUUAACAAACAAUCAAAUAGUUAUUGUUUUGUGGCAUUAACAGCAUUGUUAGUCAGAGCAGUGUAAAUGUGAUAGUUUUUUAUUGUCUCUUUGUGUGCAACAAUGUCACCUCUUUUAUUUUUUUAGGGUGGGGUUAGUCAUCAUCAUUGGUAAUUGUUCUAAACAAAUAUUUAAUAGUGUUACCCAAUGAACAUCUCGAGAGAGAAAGAUUUGGCCUGCUGGUCUCUCAACACAACCGCGUGUGAAACAAAGCUCGACCAUAAAAUAAUAAUAAUAAAUAAAAUACAAUUUUAAGAAUACAACUUCUUGUAAGAUUUCACUUUAUUCUCGAAACUUUGACUUUUUCUUUUUUCUUUUCAGUGUAUGCCUAAUACUCCUUUGUAAAUCCAUAAAAUAUAAUGUAGUGCAAGGCUAUCUAAAAUUUCUCUUUAGCUCCUGUCUUUGUGCUAAAUUAUAACAAGUCAAACAAAAGUGUGAUGAAAAAUGAUCUUGUGUAACUCCACAAUAAAUCCAUCACCAAAAAAGGAUCCCUUUAAAGAUUGUCCUUCAAUAUCUCUAUCUAAUUAAAUAUUUCUUUGUAUUUUUUUUAUUCAUGCCUUUAAUUGGACAAACAAGUCUUGAUAAAUUGCGAUUGGCUGGUGACCAGUUCAGGGUGUAGCAAAGCCGUCUCUCGCCCGGAGAAAACUGGGAUAGGCUCCAGCACGCCCGCGACCCUAGUGAGGAGAAGCGGAACGGAAGAUGAAUGAAUGAAUGAAGUCUUGAUAAGUGUUGAUUUAAGAAGAGCGACUGACUAACAUUUGACAUUUGUGCCAUCCUCGAGUAGUGCACUACUACUGUAGCAAUAGUCUUCACUGGAAGCACAAUAUGUGCUUUUGAAUGCUUGUUAAUAUUCGAGAGUAGUAAAUAAUUUGUCUGAUGUAAUUCAGAUGAAGUCAUUGUGCAAAAUAUAGUGGUCAUUUUGUCAGGCUUUAUCAUGUCCUACGUUCUGUGAAUUAUUCAGCUAUAUUUGUACAUGUGGUUAUGCUCCAUUAGGAAUAUUAAUGUGUAUGAUGCGGAUGUCAAACUGCAAACAACCCACCAUUGUUGUCCAUGCUCAUUUCAAAUGCUGUUUUUUGUUUGAUGAAUGCAUGUCUUUACAAUUUGUUGUACAUCCCAUACAGAAUACCCUUCAGCUUCUUUGCCCGAUUGCACUGUUUUAUAUGAUUUUCAAUCAUGUCACUUUCGUGCACAAAUGUUGGCCACUUAAAAACUAUAAUAAUAAUUUUGAAAACCUGUUAUUUUUUGUUCAUCUUUUUAUUCUGGUGGGAGAUUGACUUCUUUAUAUAUGUGGCAGCUUUAGGAUGUUUUUUUUUUUUUUUUUUGAAACCUAUUUUUCCGUUCAUUGCAAUGCCUGUGUUGAUAUAGUGUUUGAAGUAUUUAUAUACUGUAGUCUACCUGUACAGUACAUCCAGUAAUACCCUGCCUUUACAUUUGAUACCAGUUUCAGGAAUCCAACCAGUUCCCCUUGAAUCAUAAUGCCUUGUUCUGUUCAUAUCAGUGCACCGACAGUAUGUUUCAAACUGGUGUGCUGUGAAUAAAGUAAGCAUCUUUAUAGCUGUUUAGAAUGCGGCGCUGCCACUCAUAGCACUCCCAUACUAUUAUGAGUUCAGAGAAAAAACAUUAAUGAAUAUACAAUUCAUGAAUUUGGCACUCACGGCGGAGAACAUAAAGUGAAUAUUUCAACUGACUGCAGCUCCUGAUUAUCAGACAUUUGUUCAGGUAUACAUAUUGUUUUGUUGAAUGUUUUCGUAUGCAUGGACAUGUCUGUGUUGAAUCACGAUGCUGUAAUAAAUGUAUUUUUAUGGUGA
This is a messenger RNA of Phycodurus eques (leafy seadragon), 4242 nucleotides long. RefSeq names its product KIAA0513 ortholog. The transcript has 13 exons. Lineage: Eukaryota; Metazoa; Chordata; Actinopteri; Syngnathiformes; Syngnathidae. Bases 244 to 1518 code for a protein of 424 amino acids. The record is from RefSeq and is a predicted model, not a curated record.